GCGGGCUGUCCGGGGCCGGGCGGCGCGACCUUCGCCAUGGCCGGCAUGGUGCUCUUCGGCCGGCGCUGGGCCAUCGCCAGCGACGACUUGUUCUUCCCGGGGCUGUUCGAGCUGUUCCUGCGGGUGCUGUGGUGGCUUGGCAUCCUGGCCUUGUAUCUCCGGUACCGAGGGAAGCUGGACUGUGCUCGGGGGGUGCUGCUCGGCAAUUACAUGGUCGUGCUCCUGGUCCUCCUGGCGGUGAUCGUGUGCACCAUGCUGGCCAUCGUGUGCGUCAGCAUGAGAGGAACCAUUUGCAACCCUGGGCCACGGAAGUCCAUGUCGACGCUGCUGUACAUCCGCCUGGCGCUCUUCCUGCCCGAGAUCGUCUGGGCCUCCCUGGGGGCCAUGUGGGUGGCAGAGGGCACCCAGUGCGACAAGGUAGUGGUGAGCGCCAUCAUCGCGACCGUCAUCGUCAGCUGGGUCAUCAUCGGCUUCACGGUGGUCAUCAUCAUGGUUGUCUUCGACCCGCUGGGGGGGAAGGUGGCGCGGUACUCCUCUGCCGGCCCCUCCCUCGCGUUUAACCCCGAGGCCAGCCAGUUCGUCGGGGGCCUCAAGACGGCAGCGACCAGCGUGUGGGAAAAGAGGAUGAAGCUGCUGUGCUGCUGCGUGGAGCGAGACGACCAGGCCCACAUGGCCUUCUCCAGCACCGCGGAGCUCUUCUCCACCUACUUCUCCGAUACAGACCUGGUGCCCAGUGACCUCGUGGUGGGCCUCACCCUCCUCCACCAGCAGCAGGACAGUGUCAGGAGAAACCAGGCGCCGACGGAGGUGGUCAGCCAUUCCCCAGGGCCCUCCCAGAAAGAUGACCUGGACGCAGAGCUAGAGAACUGCCGCCAUUACAUGCCGAUCGCAGCCGCUGCCUACGGCUGGCCCCUCUACAUUUACAGAAACCCGUUCACGGGGCUGUGCAGGAUCGGGGGUGACUGUUGCAGAAGCAGGACAACAGAAUAUGAUGUGGUUGGAGGCGAUCAGCUCCACUGCCAUUUUGGCUCCAUCCUGCGGAUGACAGGGCUCCAGCACAGGGACUUCAUUCACAUAAGCUUCCACGACAAGGUCUACGAGCUGCCCUUCCUGGUGGUUCUGGAUCACAAGAAGGAGAGCGUGGUGGUGGCUGUGCGGGGAACCAUGUCUCUGCAGGACAUCCUCACCGACCUGUCGGCAGAGAGCGAGAACCUGGACCUGGGGUGUGAGGUGCAGGACUGCUUGGCACAUAAGGGGAUUUCUCAAGCUGCCAAGUACUUGUACCGACGCCUCGUCACCGAUGGGAUUCUGAGCCAGGCCUUCAGCGUCGCUCCCGAAUACCGGCUGGUCAUUAUAGGGCACAGCCUGGGAGCGGGCGCUGCAGCCCUGCUGGCCUUGAUGCUCAGAGGCGCCUACCCCCACGUCCGGUGCUACGCCUUCUCGCCGCCCAGGGGGCUGCUGAGCAAAUCCCUUUAUGAAUACUCUAAGGACUUCACUGUGUCACUUGUCGUGGGCAAGGAUGUGGUUCCCAGGCUAAGUGUGACCAACAUGGAGGAUUUGAAGAAGAAAAUCUUGCGGCUGAUUGCCCAUUGUAACAAGCCCAAGUACAAGAUUCUGCUGCGCGGCUGCUGGUAUGGGCUGUUCGGAGGGAGCCCCGAUGACCUUCCAACAGAGCUGGACGGGGACGACCACAGAGACCUGACACUGCCACUUCUCGGGGAGCAGAGCCUGCUGACACACAAGUCCCCAGGAUACAGACCCAACGACUCCCCCGUGGGGUCCCCCACCAAGUACCCUCCUCUCUACCCUCCUGGCAGGAUCAUCCACCUGGAAGAAGAGGGUCCUUCAGGGAGGUGUUCCUGUUACACUGCUCAGUACACUGCAAAGUGGGCACAUGAAUCAGAAUUCAGCGAAAUCCUCAUCGGCGGAAAGAUGCUCACAGACCACAUGCCGGACGUCCUGAUCAGGGCCUUGGACAGGGUGUCCAACAGGGAUGCCUGCAUUUCCUGUCCCGCCCCCGGAGGCUCUGCGUAACGGGGACGUGGUGUGGCCACAGCUACUGGAGAUCUCCAGGACUGCAGACGCGGACCGUUCUUCUUUGACUUCACAUCCAAGCGAACCCCAUGAUGCCAAUGCCAUGGUGGGCGUUUGGCAGGCACUGAACGAGUCUAAUGACUGACGGUCUGAGAUGCCACUUCACCAGAUGAUCAGCCAGCAGGCUGAACGUGCACAAAGCUUCGCAGGAGCGUCCCCGGGACCUGCGGAUCCCACCUGAGAAUGGCCCAGGACGGCGUGGGACUUGGGCAGCCAGGUCUGGUCUGUACCCCCACCCCCGCCACUUCCCACUGGCAGGGUCUUGUCCCUGUUCAGAGGAGCCCGAGCUGGGCACACAGGUGUGCAGUUUAUUUAGCAAACAGAUUCCUGGCUACACACACACAGUUCUCAGCUGGGAGGGCAGAGACUGGGGUUUACUCCUGGUGGCACUAAGGACUAAGGAUUAGCCCCGAGCUCCUGUUGGGAAUCAAGACAAAACCAGGUCAGGAAAGUGAGGGGAGACAGCUCCUGCCCCACGGCCGCAGCCCUUCCUUGUUUACUCGCUCACCUCGUUUCAUCAACCCAGUUGAUGUGAACAUCCUGCUGGCCCUCGGAGCCGGCCAGGGCAUUAAUAAAGCGCUUACACUGUCA
This is a messenger RNA of Myotis daubentonii (Daubenton's bat), 2685 nucleotides long. RefSeq names its product diacylglycerol lipase beta (gene DAGLB). The record is from RefSeq and is a predicted model, not a curated record. Lineage: Eukaryota; Metazoa; Chordata; Mammalia; Chiroptera; Vespertilionidae. Gene Ontology annotation, cellular component: cytoplasm; plasma membrane. Gene Ontology annotation, molecular function: triacylglycerol lipase activity. Gene Ontology annotation, biological process: diacylglycerol catabolic process; arachidonate metabolic process; neurogenesis.